Messenger RNA from Malus domestica (apple), 2764 nucleotides. RefSeq names its product probable ADP-ribosylation factor GTPase-activating protein AGD14. The record is from RefSeq and is a predicted model, not a curated record. NCBI's taxonomy places the organism in Eukaryota, Viridiplantae, Streptophyta, Magnoliopsida, Rosales, Rosaceae. Gene Ontology annotation, molecular function: GTPase activator activity.
CUUGCUGUCCGGUCCUCGAAAGGAGCGGAUUCAGAUUCCAGAGUUCCGUUCCCCUCUCUCCCAAAUUCAAAAAACCCCAACCGAACCAACCCUAAAGCCUUUUCCUUCCUUCCUUCCUUGUUCCUUCUAGAGAGAGAAAGAGAGGGAGGAGAGAGGGAGGAGAGAGAGAAGAGGGAGGAGUGCAUUUCCGAAUCCACCCUCCGAUUCCGUUCUUUGUUUUCUUCUGCUUCUUCUGGUUCUAGGGUUUGAUUUUGUUUCAGAAAUGGGAAGCAGAAAAGAGGAAGAGCGAAACGAGAAGAUCAUUCGGGGACUCAUGAAGCUCCCUCCUAAUCGGCGAUGCAUCAACUGUAAUGGCGUGGGUCCUCAAUACGUCUGCACAUAUUUUUGGACUUUCGUUUGCAUGACUUGCAGUGGCAUACAGGUUACCUUAACUAUAGGAGAUGCAUGAUACUCAUGCAAGUGCAGAAGCUGUCCGUCUGGCUCCAUAAUAAAUACUUUGGGCUUGGGAAUGUGCUGGAUUGUUGAGUUCCCUCUUGGGCCAUUCACCAAGUGCUGUUGUGCUGUCUAAAUGCUCUCUAAUAAGUCGGGAAUUUACUCAUCGUGUUAAGUCAGUAUCCAUGUCCAAGUUUACUUCACAAGAAGUUGAAGCACUUCAAAAUGGUGGUAACCAGCGUGCAAGGGAAAUUUAUUUGAAGGAUUGGGACCUUCAAAGGCAACGAUUGCCAGAUAGCAGUAAGGCUGAUAAAAUCCGUGAGUUCAUAAGAAGUGUAUAUGUAGAUAAGAAAUAUGCUGGAGGCAGGACCUCUGAAAAGCCUCCAAGAGAUGUGCAGACCUAUAGAAUCCAUGAAGAUGAGACAAGACGUGCUAGUUCUUAUCAUUCCUAUUCUCAAAGCCCACCUUAUGACUAUCAGUAUGAAGAUCGACGGUAUGGAAAACAAGCUGCUGCACUUACUAGGAAGCCUGGUUCUGACCGAGGUCGAUAUGAAGGAAAGAUGUCAAGUUUUGUCUACAGUGCUGGCCGUUUAAGUGAGCAAAUGUACGAAGACAGGUUUGCGAAUGAGGGCUCUCGUUCAAGAGGUUCAGAUUUCUCUGUGUCAAGUGGAGGUGAUUUGUCUAGAUCUGGAGUACAGUCUCCUAAUUUUCCGAAGGACACUGGAUCCAGUAGCCCCACUUUCGUGCCUUCAUGGGAUAAUCUAAAUGAAGUAAGACACCAAUCAAAGGAUACAUUUCCAGAGGCAAAUGUCAAGAGAGAUGCAGCAGGGAUAUCCUGUCCGCAGAGAACUGCAUCCUCAGGAAAUUUUGUCUCGUUGGAUAGCUAUUCCAUGUCGCUCAAGUCAUUUAAUUCAGGCGGUUUAACAAAUGCUGUUGAACCUGAACAAGCUACUGUAAUCUUCCCGGAUAAAUCAACUUCUUUUACAGGAUCAUCUCAGUUUGGAACUAGUGACAAUUUGGACCUUUUCAAGGCCUCAGUUAAACCAGAAGUCUCGUCUGCAGCUAGUUCCAUUGAUUUGUUCCAGUUACCAGCAGCAUCUUCUUUGUCUCCAUCCAUAGAUUUGUUUCAACCGUCUAUAUCAUCUUCCAAUUCAUGUAUAAAUAUAGACCAGCCUCAAGUUUUCCAACCUUCCUUGGAGUUAUUUGCUGAUUUUCCUCAGCAGCAGUCAACUCCAACCUUGGAUAAACAAGUAGCCGAGGCUGCCCCUAAAAGUGAAGGAUGGGCAACAUUUGAUGCACCUCAACCCUCAGCUUCUAUUCCAUCCACCAAAAAUAUUACCCUUGCCAAUGUAGCUUCCAAUGGUGGAGGUUCUGUUGGAAAUUUUGAUGCAUUCUCGUCAUCAAACACAGGCAUGCAAUGGCCAUCCUUUCAGUACUCUAGUAGUCAUGGACCUUUUUCAGAUGUUUCUAGUCCAUGGAGCGAUAGUUUGCACAAUGUCACAGAUCCCAAUACUAGAGGCACUCAGUCAUGGAAUGCUUUCGAAGAUUCUAUUGGCCAUCAUCCAUUGGAGGUCACUAAGAAGGGCAGUGAACCAGGAGUAACAGACAAGCUUUCGUCAGCUGGUGACCAUGAUUUUGGAUUCAAAAUUUCUGAGGGAUCUGGUAAAGAUGGGAUUCGGGAAGCUGUUUCCCAAGGUGAACCCCGUGAUCCUGGUCUGCUCGUACAUGCUGUGAUGGGGCAAUCAUAUACUCCACAAGUGCUUCCUCAAAUGGGAGAAAUUAAGUCCCAUGCCACCGACCAGAAAUCAAAUAACCCAUUUGAUCUUCCUUAUGAUACAGAUCUGGAUCAGAACAGUAUGUUUUUGGACAUGAACUCCUUACAAGCCUCUCUCCCAAAUGCUCAUUUGCAAUCCUCUUUCUUCGAUGCACCUCAGUCAUGGUUUCCGCAAAAUCCAGUGUCUGGGAUGCCGUAUAUUCCAGCUGCAGCAGAAGGUGGUUUGACAUAUAUGCCAGGGCAUGCACUUAGUUCUCAGAUUCCGAAUGUCCCAACACAGGAACCUGUCGCGUCCAUCGGAGGAAAUCCUUUUGCAUAGGAAUACGGGGAGGCCAGAAUAGUCUGUGGAAUCAUUCAGUUGGUAGUGUAACUUCUAUAUUGAAUUUGUACGCCGUCGUUUUAAUCAAUAGGACAGAUUGUUCUCGUGGUAUUUAUUUGAGGAAAUAAACGUUUGCCAUGAAUAUUUAUCAGCCUGUUUGAUAUGCUUCUUCAAAUUCCACUGUGUGUGUAUUGACGGGUACAAUUUGUAUAUAUUUUUCUUUCUGUAUUUCUUCUACA